Zygosaccharomyces rouxii is the source of this 1335-nucleotide messenger RNA. RefSeq names its product Pac1p (gene PAC1). The transcript has a single exon. Gene Ontology annotation, molecular function: protein binding. The record is from RefSeq and is a predicted model, not a curated record. Bases 1 to 1335 code for a protein of 444 amino acids. Lineage: Eukaryota; Fungi; Ascomycota; Saccharomycetes; Saccharomycetales; Saccharomycetaceae.
AUGGAUUUGCCGCUGAGUGAUGAACAAAUACGUGAAUUAGAUGAGAGCACACUGGACUACCUACUUUGGAGGAAUAAAGGUAUAGACAUUACUCAAUUGGCAAAUUCCUUACAAGUUGAUGCGCCGACGCUUCAAGAGGAUACCAAUAGAUUACCUCUCUUAGCAAGGAAAUGGACUGCCAUCGCCAGACUACAAAGACGUAUUAUGUCGUUAGAACAAAAUAUUAGAGACUUACGAGAAGCUUCUAUAGAGAUGAACGCUCCCGCAUUUUCGCCGGAGUCAUCGGAGUCUGCACGUAUCGCGUGGAUAGCGCCUGCACAGCCGCGCGCGUCGAUCACUUUAGAAUCCCCUGUUACUGGAGUCCGAUUACAUCCAGAGUUAGCGGUUGUAUUUGUUAGUACCGAACAAGGUAGGUUACAUUGUUUUGAUCUAAUGGAUAUCACCUUACCACUAGCAUCCAUACAGGCUCAUACUAGAGCGAUCACCUCGGUAGAUGUGUUUUGCUGGCAACAGACUACUUAUGUGGUGACGGGAUCAAAAGAUAUGCAGGUUCGUGUUUUCACUUGGAGUGCAGGUCAAGGUUUAAAACUUCUAAGGAGUUUCGCAGGUCACGAGCAUGUGGUUUCUGGUGUAAGAAUAUGGGUUGGUCCAAGGACCACUAAUAUUGGCGGCGGCAGUCUGUUGUUGGCAUCUUGCAGUAGAGAUACUAGUGUAAAAAUAUGGGAUGUGAAUAGCGGAUGGUGUCUGAAAAGUUUUCAACCUCACUCAGAUUGGGUUCGCUGUCUUGACGUAUAUGGAGAAUUUUUGAUCACUGGUUGUCAAGAUUCUACACUAAGACUUACACAUUGGCCAUCAGGUAAUGGUCUGUCGGUCGGAUUGGGCCACGAUUUCCCCGUUGAAUCUGUUAGAUUCAUAGGCUCGUUGCAAGAUGCGGUAACCACGGAGGGGAGGACUAAUAAUUGGUUAGGUCAUUGUGUAUCUACUUCACGUGACAGGACUUCUAAGAUAUGGUUGUUACCACAACCACGUAGGUUACCCCAAAGGCCGCCAGUGCCGCAUUCCACAGAUGCACAGUUUCUGUGUAAAUGGACACUACGGGGCCACGAUUCAUGGAUUAAAGCGGUCGGGUCUAGAGGCGAUCACGUGUUCACCGCCAGCGAUGAUAAAAGCGUCAUAUGCUGGAAUUGGACUAAUGGUCAAUGCUUAAAGAAGUGGAAUCGCAUACACCAAGGAUUUGUUACCUGUAUUGAUUUGGAUGACUCUAAUCAUCCAUUGAAGCGUAAAAUCAUGGUUACGGGAGGCAUUGAUUGCAAAUGCCAUAUUUUUAUGCAAUAG